AUGCCCAUCCGUGUUGAUGAUGUGAUGCAACUGUUCUGCCGUCUCUCUCAGGCGAAGGGGAUGGAAGCUGCUGUCAAACACUCUGGUCGAGGAGCCCUGCUGGCGGGUGCAACAGCAUUUGUUGGGGGUCUGAUGGGAGGUCCGCCUGGAAUCGCUGUAGGAGGAGCAGUUGGUGGCUUGCUUGGUGCCUGGAUGGCUACCGGACAGUUCAGGCCGGUCCCUCAGAUUUUGUUGGAAUUGCCUCCUGCUGAGCAGCAGAAGCUCUAUGAUGAAGCUGUUACUAUUCUCAGGCACUUAGACUGGGCUGAUAUUGUUCAGCUGACUGCUCUUGUAAUGGGAAAUGCUGAUCUCCAGCAGAGGUUGACAGGAAUGCUGAGAAAAUACCUCACCAAAAAGCUAGGACUAAAGAUAAGGUGCCAAAUUCUGAAAUUUGAGGAAGAAGGCAGCCCUGUACUGGUCAGCCAGCAGCUGGCAGCAGCGGUGGUGGUGGUGUGGGGUGACAUGCUGGCUGCAGUUAACACUGUAAGCCCCAAAUGCAAGGUUACCAGAUAUCCCAACCAGUUGUUCAGCAUUUGUUUCCAGGCGCUUGUAAGACAAGUUCAGAUGUGGCUGUCCACCGCUGCAUCCCUUGUUGGUAUUGGAAACAGCCGCAGGCAGGGGCUGGCAUCUUCUGAAAUCCAUUCCAGCUGCAUACCGUCCAGGCUGAGCGUAAGGCACAGCUAUCGCCUAGGAAACGAGUCACUGCCACAGCGCAGGCUUCCUGAAGGUCCCAUUCCCAACAGCAUCGCAGAGGCUCCCAGGCUUGGUCCUCUGGAGGAGCACGAGAACUGCAAAAGAGACCUUGAAGUAAGGAUGACAGCAAUUUGA
Molecule: messenger RNA, 867 nt
Organism: Nipponia nippon (crested ibis)
Lineage: Eukaryota; Metazoa; Chordata; Aves; Pelecaniformes; Threskiornithidae
Source: RefSeq, a predicted model, not a curated record